CUCUCAUUUCUCAACUCUUAUUUCAUUAUGGAUCGCUUCAAAGAAUUGAUUUUAUAUUCUUUCCUCGCAUGUCUGCUAAGCUUCAACAGGCAGCACGGAAUAUACGGCGAGACCUCUGAUGACCACGAACACCACCAUCCUCAUCUCGAGCCUCCACCAGACGACCACCAGCCACCGUACCACCAACCAUGGGCCGGCAAUGAUUGGGCGAAACUGGGCAGGCAGCGAAUCGAAAAAAUUUCUAAAACGGCCGAUAAUUUGAAAAGAAACAAAGCUAAAAAUGUUAUUUUGUUCUUGGGGGAUGGAAUGGGGUUGUCCACUAUCGCAGCGGCUCGUGUGUACAGGGCUCAGAGGGAGGGGCUAAAACACGAAAAAACCUAUUUAACAAUGGAGACACUGCCCUACGCAGGUCUCUCCAGAACGUACAGUGUCGACAGAACGACAGCAGACAGCGCAUCGACCGCAACGGCGUACCUCUGUGGCGUCAAAACGAACUACGGCACUCUGGGCGUCAACGAGUAUGUCAGCUUAGGAAGCUGCGACAACUACACUGAUGCCAACAGACUGAAGUCAUCUGCUGUCAAUUCCAUUGAUGCUAAUAAGUGGGUUGGGGUGAUUAGUACGACCAGGCUCACGCACGCCUCCCCAGCCGGAAAUUACGCAAACAGUCCGGAUAGGAACUGGGAGGGCAAAGUGGAUUCGAAAUGCAGGGAUAAAGUUUUAGAUAUCGCUCAGCAACUUGUUGUCGGUGAGAAGAAUCGAAAAAUCAGAGUGGCCAUGGGAGGUGGAGUUGAGAUGUUCAUACCGAAGAAUGAGUCGGAGCAUGGUCACCGGGGGAAAAGGGACGACAACCGAAAUCUCAUCAAGGAAUGGAUGGGUAUAAGAGAGGCGAAUAAAGAACGAUAUAAAUUUGUGAAGAACAAGAAAGAAUUUGACGCUGCAAAUCCAGCUAACGUAGAUUAUUUGUUAGGCCUCUUCAGCUACGAUCACAUGUCGUAUGAAGCAGACAGAAACAGGACCGAACAGCCAUCUUUGGCCGAGAUGACGAAAAAGUCGCUUCAACUCUUGAGCCGUUCCCCAAACGGAUAUUUUUUAUUUGUGGAAGGUGGAAGAAUAGAUCACGCCCAUCACGACACAAACGCACAGAGAGCCUUGAUAGACACGUUAUCAUUCGACGAGGCUAUCCGUGUAGCCCUGAACAUGACCAACGACAACGAGACACUCGUUGUCGUGACAGCUGACCACUCACACACUCUGACGUUGGGAGGCUAUGGAUUAAGCACAGAAUCCAUCCUCGGAUUUUCUUACUCGCGAGGGAAAGACGGGAAACCAUUCCUACAACUGCACUAUGCCAACGGACCCGGAUUCGAAGACCACCGAAUGGUCAACGGCAAGGAAGUGCCCAGAAAAAACCUCACCGGAAAUCCUGAUCUGGAGAACAUAGAUUUCCGUCAGGACACUGGAAUUUGGUUGAGUGACGAAACACACGGUGGCGAAGAUGUGGCAGUGUACGCAUCGGGGCCCUGGGCCCACCUUUUUGGGUCGAGCGAGGAGGAGACCCACAUCGCCCAUUCCACCAUGUUCGCUUCCUGUGUUGGUCAGUACAGCAAAGAGAAACAUUGUGGCGCUCGCACCCGACGAGGAUGAGAUAUUUAGUUUUGGUAAAUUGUACUGGGUGAACGUAGAUGUUACAUGAUAUACGAUGAAAUGUAGGAUGAGUUAUAUAGAAUUAGGGUCGAUGAGGUCGGCAGUCUAACAAACCUUAACCAACUCGAAAAUCAUUUAUUAUUUUUUUUUAAAUUUGUUUUCAUUUCGACAAAAUAAACUAUAAAACCGGUGAUAACGAUUGAAACAGUAAUAACAAUAAUAAUAACCAUAAUAAUAAUAAUGAAAAUAAGAGCAAAUCCAGAAACUUAGUUAACAAGCGCAAAAGCCACUACCGUCUCAACUCACAAGAUGAAUGAAUGACAAACGCGAAAAUAAUGACGUUUCAAAAUGAAAUGAGGAUUUGUAAUGCACAGGAUUGUGUCUUCAACCGUAAGUUGGAGUACAAUUUUUUUUUGUUUUUUUGUUUUUUUUUGGAAGAAAAUUUUUCAAAAUUAUUGUUUUUUCGAAUAAAAAAAAAUACUUGAACAUUA
Molecule: messenger RNA, 2138 nt
Organism: Helobdella robusta
Lineage: Eukaryota; Metazoa; Annelida; Clitellata; Rhynchobdellida; Glossiphoniidae
Exons: 10
Coding region: 28-1647 (539 amino acids)
Biological process (GO): dephosphorylation
Molecular function (GO): alkaline phosphatase activity
Source: RefSeq, a predicted model, not a curated record